GUGAAUGUGGGUAGGGAUGGAGAUGGGAAUAGCCAUGGGAUCGGGAACGGGGAGAGAGAUGGGGAUUGGAAUGGAGAUUGGGAUGCAGAGAGGGAUGGAGAUGGAAACGGGAAUGGGGGUGGAUUCCGGGAUGGGGACGGUGACAGUUUCAGGGACAGGGAUGGAGUUGGGGAUAGGAUGGGGAUCUGGAUAGGAAUGGGGAUGGAGGCGCUGGGGACACCCCAGGCCAACCCUUGAAAGGAUUGGGGGUGUUGCAGGGCAGUCCAGGAGGUUUUGCAGCGGGAUGUCCUGCACCAGCUCUGAGGGACUUUGGAGGAUCCGAGGGCAGAGCAACUCUCCAGCAUUAGGGGCUAUCCUGGACCGGCCCUCGAGAGUUUCACCUAAGUCCUCGCCCUUGGCAUGAAGUGGAGCAGGGCCUUGGAGCAGGCUGGGUGGCCUGGGGCUUGCAGAGCUGUGCAGGCAACCAGACCCCUCAGAUCCUCCCCGGUGCAUAGGGGUGAAGAGGGCCAGGCAGGAGGUCCUGCAGAGCCAGGACAGGCUGUGUCUGUGCCCCCCCACACUCACAUCUCAGCCCUCUUCUGCAUGAGCGGAGCGGCACAAUCCACCCUUGUCCCCAGCGGGCCGAAGUAGGUCAGGGAGGCAGAGCUGAGCCCUCUGCCCCCCCCAGGGAGGGAACCUCACAGCAGGGGAUGCGCAGGGGCCAGCAGCAGCUCCACUGGGUCGGUGCCCACCUGUGUCCUGGUGAGACCUCACUGCUCCCAGCCCAGGGGAUGCCAGGCAGCCUCUCCCCAGACCCUCGGGUUUGGGGUCCCCCCGCAGCCCCACAGGCAGAGUCCUCAGGGUGUGGUUUGUGGUGACUGAGCCAUGGGGAUGGUCCCCAGCACAGGGGGUUGGAGUUGGGGAGCAGUCACUGGGCUGGGCCAGAGCUGGAUGGUGAGAAACAGGGAGGAGAAUGGAGAAAGCAAUUUCUGACACAUUAAUUGCAGUUAAUCAUUGACGAACUUGUUUACUUCAGGAGUCAAAGGUCUGCGGCGCUGCCAAGGUGCAAGCACGGUGUAGCUGCCGGCAGCAUCCCGGCGAGGUGGCUGCAGGCUCCGUGCAGGAUGGCAUGGCACCCGCUGCUGCUGCUCCCCUUCCUCCUCGCAGCAGCUUCAGGCAACACAGCUCCCAUCUUCAACACGACCAUGACCAUUGUGUACGUGGCUGAGGACCUGCAGAUAGGCGAGUUUGCUUUCCAGCUAACAGCCUAUGACUUAGAUGGGGACAAAAUCACCUACAGCAUCUCUGGGGCAGAUUCCUUCUACUUUGAUGUUAAUGCACAGACAGGUGAAGUGACACUGAAGAACCUGCUGGACCGUGAGUCCCAGGCCAGGCUCACCAUCCUCGUCACAGUGUCUGACGGGAUCAAUGAAGAGGUCACCAGGCGCCUAACCAUCAUCGUGGAGGACCGUAACGACAACGCACCAGUCUUCCGGAACCUGCCCUAUGAAACUUCUGUCCUUGAGAACACGACAGUGGGCAGCAUCAUCUACACCGUGUUUGCUGAUGACUCUGACACUGGGACUGCUGCCAAAGUCAGCUACAGCAUCCAGGAGGUGAUCCCAGACACCACAAAGAACCACGGGCUCUUCUACAUCCUGCCCAAUGGAAGCGUGGUGCUGAACAGCUCACUAGACUACACCAUUAACACCUUCUUACAGCUGAAGAUCCUCGCCCAGGACGGUGGAGGGCUGCUGCGCAACGAGACGGUCAUCCAGAGCAGCACCACCUACCUGUCCAUCACCGUCAUCGAUGUGCCCAACUUGAACCCACGGUUCCUCAAUGAGCCCUACUCCGGCUCCGUGCCCGAGGGCUGCCCGGUGGGCACCACAGUGCUGACCGUCACCGCCAUGGACAGAGACACAGGGGUGAACGAUAAGAUCUCCUACAGCUUCACCAAUGCCAGUGUCCCCUUCGCCAUCAACGACACGACGGGCACCAUCACCGUCAGCCAGAUGCUGGACCGUGAGCAGCUGCUGAGCGAGGAGGUGCUGCUGGAGGUCACGGCGCGUGAGAGCAACCUGGACAUCUAUGGCAAUGUGGCCCAGGCCAGCACACUGGUGACAGUGUUGGUGACUGAUGUCAAUGACAACAAGCCUCAGUUCUACCAGUGCUCCCUCUCCACCUGCGACUUCAUCUACACCCAAAGCAACUUCACAGGGAGCAUCAUCGAGCAUUCCCCCUCCAAAGUGCCCGUGUCCAACCUCAACAUCGUUGCACGCGACCCAGACAAGGGCAUCAAUGGCACUUUUGAGCUCUACCUGCAGGGUGCGAGUGCCAGUGCCUUCACUGUCUCCCCCACGAGAAUUGUGGGCACGGGGGAGGUGCAGAUCCUCGUGCAGGACCCGUCAGCUGUGGAUUAUGAGAUAACCCAUGUCAUGGUGGUGCAGCUCAUUGCUAAUGACACAGGGAACCCCACAGACUGCUGCUCCACAGCCACUGUGACCAUCGACCUCAUCGAUACCAAUGACCACUUCCCUGAGUUCCCGCAGAGCACCUACAGCCUGAGCGUGAUGGAGAACAGCCCCGAUGGCACCAUCAUUGCCACCAACAUCACGGCUUAUGAUCCGGAUAGUGGUGCUGGUGGCCAGAUUACCUACCAGCUGCUCCAGGAGUACAUCCAGCAAAUCUUCAUGGUGAAUGCCACGACUGGGGCGGUGCUGGUGAGGAAUGGGUCUUUCCUGGACCGGGAGAUGCGCUCUAUGUACUCCGCCAACCUGCAAGCCAAGGACGGGGGUAACAUGAUGAGCACCACAAUGCUGGAGAUCACCGUGCUGGAUGAGAAUGACAACGAGCCCAUCAUCAUCGGCUCCUACUUCAUCUACGUGGAAGAGGGGCAGAACGUCAGCACACAGAUCAGGGCCAUUGACAAUGACGAGGAAGGCACUCCCAACAGUGAGCUGGGCUUCAAAAUUGUACCAGGGCUGUACAGCAACAACUUCACCAUCAACCAGAUCACUGGAGAGAUGCACAGCAUUGAGCCACUGGACCGUGAGGCUGUGGACAGUGAGGAGGGGCAGCUGGUGGUGACAGUGGAGGUGUACGACCACGGGGUGCCACAGCUCAGCACGAUGGUGAACGUCACCAUCACUGUGGCGGAUGUGAAUGACAACAUGCCCGUGUUCCUCCAACAGUCCUAUGAGUUCUCCAUCUUUGAAAGCUCUGAAGGGUCCUUUGUGGGGGACGUCAUGGCCACAGAUGCUGACCGGACAGAGAUCAACUCCCGCAUCUCCUUCCAGCUGGAGAGGAGCACCGGCUCCAGCAACUUCUUGAUCAGCUCAACUCGCCUGGGGCCAGGCAACUACAGCGGGCGGCUCUCCCUGGACCCUGACGUAACUGUGGACUACGACACCAUGCAGGAUAAGUUCUUCUCCUUGGUGGUGCUGGCGGAGAACACGGCUGCAGACAAUGCGGGGAAGAUCGCCAAUGUCUCGGUGCUGGUCAACAUCCUCGAUGUCAAUGAUGAGCCGCCCACCAUCCCGUCGUCCUCGCAGAAGAGUGUGAGCGUGAGUGAGAACAGCACGCAGCUGGGUCUGGUCCACACCGUGGUUGCCUUUGACCCAGACACCAACCACUCACUGGUCUUCGAGGAGCUGUCGGUUGCCUGCUUUAAGGGUGGCAGCAAUGCUGGGGAGGUGUGCUGGGACUGGUUUGUGCUGCUGCCCAAUGGCUCACUGCUGGCCGACAGCUUGGACAUUGACUAUGAGCUGUGUGAUGAGGUCCGGCUGACCAUACGGGUUGAAGACCUCUACACCCAGAAAGGCGACCGCUACAGCAAGAACGAAACCCUGGAGAUCUGGAUCACAGACAUUAAUGACAAUGCGCCGAUCUUCUUCCCUGUCUCCGGUACCUUUGUCAUUGUCCCUGAAAUCUCUCCUGUGGACUUGCAAGUGGCUACUGUGAAGGCCACGGAUGCCGACUCGGGGCUGGGAGGAACUAUUGUUUUCUCCAUCAUCAGCGUGGUGCUCGUGCAGGAAGAUGGGGCCAAGCGGCCCUUUGAUAAUCUCUUCAAGGUGGUGACCUCAGCUGACCAGGACAACUACACCGGGAGCAUUCAGGUGGCCAGCAACCUGGACAGCUCACUGAAGGGGCAAUACCAGGUGACUGUGGAGGCUCGGGACAGUGCAGCACCGCAGCAUGCGACACAGACCACUCUCAAUAUCUUCACAGUGGACCAGAGCUAUCGCAUUCACCUCCAAUUUACGACAACAGUGGAUGAAGUGCAGAGCAAUUUGGAAAGCAUCAGAAUGGCCCUGACCAGCGCCACUAAGGCAGGGGUCUAUGUGUCAGCCAUCCGGAGCUACGACGACAGCCGUGCCACUCAGGUGAAAGCCAAGUCGGUGAUGGAGGCGUACUUCGUCUACAGCAAUGGCACAGCGCUGGACGUCAACCAGCUGACCCUGCUCAUCCAUAGCGACCCACCAGUCCUGGCCAACCUGAUGAACCUGGGCCUGGUCAUCAUCGGCCCCGGUGAGGUGACAGAGCCCAGCAAGGAGAAGGAGAUGAUCGGCGUCAUCGCGGGGCUGGCAGCAUUCCUGGUCCUCUUCAUCCUCAUUAUGAUCCUGGCCUUGGUGCUGACCAUCAGGAGCUACAAGAGGAAGCUGAGCGCGAUGAAGGCUCUCAAGGCAGCCACGACACUGAGCCCAGCUGUGGUGCAGGGAGCGGGCAUCCCUGGCACCAACAAGUACAAUGCUGAGAGGGCCAACCCCAUGCUGAAUCUCUCGCUGGACCCAUCCCAUGACCUGGGCUUCCAUGAAGAAACGAGCUCGCUGGCCAGCAUCAAUUCCCUGGAUGAAAACAAGGUGGACUCACCCAAGGAGGACAACUUCAAGGCCAAGAGAGGGAGCCCACAUCCCACAGACUCCACUGAGGACGAGGUGCUGGCGGCCGCCCUGAACAUGAAGGAGCCCUCCAAAAUGGCCUACAUCAACACUGCCUUCAACACCACCGACCUGUGAGCAGCAUGUGGAGCACAGAGGGGCCGGAGCGGGACUCAGGCACCUGCUCUGGCAAUGUCGUGUUCAAUCCCAGCAAUAAACCCAUCUCAUGUAGUGACAGUGUCCCAUGGCCACCCCUCGGUGGUGGCCCCAGAGGGUCCCCUCUCCUGGAAGGAAGGGGUGGGUUGAGGUCAGGGUGGCUCUGUACCACCCUGCUGUCUGUCACCCCACACAUCCCCAUCAAGAGCUGCUGGCAGCACUGCACAGAGCUUUCUGCAAUGUUUUAUUACCCAACACCCAAACUGACAAGUGUAGUUCUCCCACCCCCUUCCUCCCCCCACCCCCAAAAAAGAAAGAGGAAAACAAAGAAAGUUGGGGAUGAAGCCGUAGUGCCGGAGUGGACUGGCAGGCCAGAGGAUCUCCAGCACCCCAUUUUUUGCAGCCUCCUGCAGCUCAGAUGCUCCUGGGGCUCUGUGGGGCCACUCCCGUGCACUCAGUCAUGUUGGGGGGGGGAGGGGGUGGGAGGCAAGAUGUGGGGCCCGACAGUUUGGCACUGACACCAAGGUGGCAGAGGGGUGCUCAGCCCCCCAGCACACUGACUUUGCUCUUGGUGCCACCCCACAAGGCAGGGAUAUAGGGACAGUGUUUUGAAAGAGCUGCAGCCCCGCAGGCUGCUGGGGAGGAGGUGGCUGAUGGCUGAAAGUGUCUCUUAAAAAGCUCCAAAAAUGCA
Molecule: messenger RNA, 5706 nt
Organism: Phasianus colchicus (ring-necked pheasant)
Lineage: Eukaryota; Metazoa; Chordata; Aves; Galliformes; Phasianidae
Source: RefSeq, a predicted model, not a curated record